Molecule: messenger RNA, 492 nt
Organism: Saccostrea cuccullata (small rock oyster)
Lineage: Eukaryota; Metazoa; Mollusca; Bivalvia; Ostreida; Ostreidae
Exons: 3
Coding region: 1-492 (163 amino acids)
Molecular function (GO): zinc ion binding
Source: RefSeq, a predicted model, not a curated record
AUGGACCCCCGUGCCAGUGCCUUGGAAGUGAUGCGAUGUGAUUUAUGUAAGACUGCUGUGCUACAGAUGCACUGUGAUACCUGUUUUGUCAAUUUGUGUAAGGCCUGUGUGGGAGAACACAUCUUAUCAAAUGAAUUCAAGGACCACAAGGUUGUCAAAUUUCAGCUAGAAAAAUCCACACCACUCUACCCGGAUUGUGAAUCUCAUUACAAAGAACGAUGUAAAAUAAGGAGACAGUUAGAAAUGGAAUAUGAAGAUCUCUCAACAGACCUAACAAAACAUAAAAAGGACAGGCAAAGACAAUUUCGCAUGAUUUCAAAACGUCAUUUAAGUUCAGGCGAAGAUGACUACAGCAUGAAGACAAUUCAGAAAUCACCAGAAGCUGAAUUCUCUCCUCCAGUCAAACAGCUGCUUAAUAACCCAGAGCCUAUCACCACUACACGUAGGGUACAUGGUGGAGGAUCAGAUGUACAUCCUAAUUCAAAACCAUAA